AGAUUUGAGGAGGCAGUUUGUCAGGUUUCCAGCGCAGCGUUGAGAUCUCCAGUUUCCUGUCGGGAGUUGAACUCACCAAUCCACCAUGUUCAUGUUUCUUGUUGUGUCUUGCCUUCUGCCCUGCAGCCUCAUGGCUUUACCAUCACCUACUGCGUUAAGAAUGGUGCGUGAGGCCCAGGUGCCUCUGGUAUUUGGUGCCCCUCCUCUAGGGUUUGGUGCCCCUGUACGAUACAAUGCCCCCAACUGUACCGUAGUUAACGAUACUAUCACCAGACAAGAAUGCAUACCAAGAGCGGAGAAUGUAUGUGAGGAUGUGGAUAUGCCGACCCAGAAUAUUGAAUACGAGGACAAAUGUACAAAUAUCACAACUACGCUCUGUACUCCAGUAAUCCGAACUCUGGUUCUACCGGAGCAGGACGGAUCCGGAGAUGAAUCAGAGGAAAGCUCCGGAGUAGUGGUUGAGGGAGAAGGAUCUGGAGUUGAUGAAUCUGAGAUUGUAAUUGAGGUUUCCCAAGAAGAGGAGGCGGCCUUGAAAGUUCGAAGAUCUGCUCAAUUCUUCGCCGAUCCGUUCCUUGGCGGACCCGUCGGACCUGGACCCAUGGACGCUCCGUUUGUCCCCCUAGGAGUCCCUGGACCCUAUCUUGGUCCUGUGGUGGAUGAGAAGUGUGAGGACCAGGUGGAGGAGCACUGCUUCAAGAACCCUGUUGUCAAGGAGUCUGUUGUCAGAGUCAAGGACUGCAAGAUCAUAACCAGCCUUGAUUGUCAGGAUAUAGAAGAAGUUCUUCCAAGACUUGAAUGCGAACCUGCAGAAUAAACAAGCAAAUCCAUUAUUACGUGAAAAAGUCAAAUCAAAUGAAAAUGACCAAAAACUUUCCCUUUUGAAAUAAAAACGAAACGCAAUUUUUUUGUUCACGAAGAGAAACUGAUAAACCCACAAAGGAUGAGUCUUUUAAGACGACUUAUAAACACGUUCCUUUUUGGUCGUCGUUUUUUCAAAACUUCCAGAAAUCUCACCUGCAAGGAAAUUUCUCUUAUCCUCUGCAAUCCCAUCAAUAACUGUAAAAGAACCAAGAUAUCCAUUAUCAACCUUUUUGUAAAAUUCCAAAGAAUAAGGCAUCUAAAUGUUUUAGUAAACAAACAAGGUCAUCACAUGAUACGAAAUUUAAAACAAUUUUAAUAAAUAGUUAAAAAUA
Molecule: messenger RNA, 1193 nt
Organism: Eurytemora carolleeae
Lineage: Eukaryota; Metazoa; Arthropoda; Copepoda; Calanoida; Temoridae
Exons: 6
Coding region: 86-814 (242 amino acids)
Source: RefSeq, a predicted model, not a curated record